CCACCAAACCCCAACAAAAAAACACCAUGACGACGACGACGACGACGACGACAACGACAUCAACAACACUCCUCGAAACAUGCCACAUUCCGCCGCCCGCGGCGGCCAACGACCUCUCCAUCCCCCUCUCCUUCUUCGACAUCAAAUGGCUCCACUACCACCCCGUCCGCCGCCUCCUCUUCUACCACCACCCUUCCUCCAAAUCCCAAUUCCUCCACACAAUCGUCCCACACCUCAAACAAUCCCUCUCCCUCACUCUCACACACUACCUCCCCGUCGCCGGCAACCUCCUCUACCCGUCCAACACCGAAAAAUUCCCCCAACUCCGCUACGCCCCCGGGGAUUCCGUCCCGGUGACGAUCGCCGAGUCCAAUUCCGACUUCGACACCCUCACCGGAAACCACGCGCGCGACGCCGAUCAGUUCUACGAUCUCCUCCCUCCGAUUCCUCCGAUCGAGGAGGAAUCGGAUUCGGAUUGGAAAUUGAUCAACAUUUUCGCGGUUCAGAUCACUCUCUUCCCCGGCGAAGGAAUCUGCGUCGGUUUCUCCAAUCACCACUGCCUCGGCGACGCCAGAUCCAUCGCCGGAUUCAUCUCCGCGUGGGGCGAAAUCAACGGAAUCGGAGGAUACGAAGGAUUUUUAUCCAAUCACAGCGAUCCUCUCUCCCUUCCGAUUUUCGAUCGAUCGUUUAUCAACGAUCCGAGCAAAAUCGACGCGAUUUUCUGGAAAGUAAUGCGAAACAUACCUUUGAAAACGGCGUCGUUUCCGCUGCCUACGAACAGAGUCAGAUCUACAUUCCUCCUCCGCAGAUCCGACAUCGAGAAGCUGAAAUCCGCCACCAAAUCGCCGGCGUCGUCGUUUAUCGCCGCCGCGGCGUAUGUCUGGAGCUGUAUGGUGAAAUCGGGCGACAAAUCCGACGAAAAUGCGGCGGAGCUUUUCAUCAUACCUGCUGACGCCAGGGGGAGGAAGGAUCCGGCGAUACCGGAGAAUUACUUCGGGAAUUGCAUCGUCAGCGCGGUGGCGCGGGUGGAGCGCGGGAAGCUGGCGGCGGAGGACGGAUUCGCGGCGGCGGCUGAGGCAAUUGGCGCGGAGAUCGAGGGGAAAUUGAAGAACAGAGAUGAGAUUUUGAGAGGAGCGGAGAAUUGGAUGUCGGAGAUCUUCAAAUGCUUCGGGAUGAGCGUGCUCGGAGUUUCCGGAUCGCCGAGAUUCGAUCUGUUGAAGGCGGAUUUUGGAUGGGGAAAGGCGAGGAAAUUGGAGGUGCUGUCGAUUGAUGGAGAGAAUUACUCAAUGUCGCUGUGUAGCUCGAGCGAUUUCGAUGGCGGAUUGGAGGUGGGUUUGUCGUUGCCGAGAGAGAGAAUGGCGGCAUUUGCAGAGGUGUUUGCUGAUGGAAUUUCGAAACUUUGAAUAAUUAUCAUUUUAUAGUUAUUAAUUAAAUAUCUUAAUUAUAUUCGAUA
Messenger RNA from Salvia hispanica, 1453 nucleotides. RefSeq names its product malonyl-coenzyme:anthocyanin 5-O-glucoside-6'''-O-malonyltransferase. The record is from RefSeq and is a predicted model, not a curated record. NCBI's taxonomy places the organism in Eukaryota, Viridiplantae, Streptophyta, Magnoliopsida, Lamiales, Lamiaceae.